Camellia sinensis is the source of this 567-nucleotide messenger RNA. The record is from RefSeq and is a predicted model, not a curated record. Lineage: Eukaryota; Viridiplantae; Streptophyta; Magnoliopsida; Ericales; Theaceae.
AUGAUUAUCACUGGCGAUGACACAGUGGGUAUCUUUAGUCUCAAACAGUUCCUCAGUCACCAGUUUGAGAUAAAAGAUUUGGGUUUACUUAGCUACUUCCUCGGCUUGAAAAUUUCUCAUGAUCCUUAUGGUUACUUUCUCACCCAGGCCAAGUAUAUCUCUGAUCUCUUGACUUGUGUUGGUCUUACCGAUUGCAAGAUUGUUACUACUCUAGUUGAUCCUCAGACUCGUCUCACACCUCUCGAUGGUCACCUAUUAUCUGAUGCUACUUUAUAUCGUCAGCUAGUUGGCGGUCUUGUUUAUCUCACAGUUACUCAUCCAGACGUUGCCUAUGCUGUUCACAUUGUCAGUCAGUUUAUGUCUCCGCACUAUGAUGCUCUAGUUCGCAAUUCGCACUAUCUAAAAGGCACUAUAUUCCAUGGUCUUCACUACUCAACACACUCUUCUCUACAGUUACAUGCAUUUUCUGAUGCAGAUUGGGCAGGGGAUCCUACUGGCUGCUGCUCUACUACAGGGUUCUAUUUCUUCUUGGGUGAUUCUCUCAUUGCCUGGUGUAGCAAGAAAUAA